Messenger RNA from Ruditapes philippinarum (Manila clam), 1082 nucleotides. Its product is annotated as protocadherin beta-8-like. Lineage: Eukaryota; Metazoa; Mollusca; Bivalvia; Venerida; Veneridae. The coding region runs from base 113 to 886 and encodes 257 amino acids. Gene Ontology annotation, biological process: homophilic cell-cell adhesion. Gene Ontology annotation, cellular component: membrane. The transcript is spliced from 5 exons. The record is from RefSeq and is a predicted model, not a curated record. Gene Ontology annotation, molecular function: calcium ion binding.
AACGGCAGAAGUAUCUUAUAAAAAGGCGGAAGAAUCAAACAUGAGCCAAAGUGUUAAACAAUUCUGCAAUUAUUGACUUCGUUGAACAGGUGAACUGGAAGGGAAGGAAAAGAUGUUGCGUUUUGAUAUCACUGCUGUAGUGCUGGUUGCUUGUCUUUUCAAUUUUGGUGUAUAUAUAACAGAUGCAGCAAUCACUGGCUGGGCUGCCCCAAGUAUCAUAUCUAGUGCUUCUGGUAAUGCGGACGACAUCACCAUAGCUGAGGAUAAAGCCCUCGAAGAUACAGUAGCAACAUUUAAUGCUACAAGUAACAAUGGUACAGUUGCUAGUUACGAAUUGGUAACAACGGGCACGCCUUUCGUUCUCAACUCAACCACUGGAGUGUUGACGUUAACCUCUGCACUAGAUUUUGAAAGUCAAAUCAAUCAUACUAUUGCAGUGAAAGCGACUGACGAUGGUGGUGCUGACGGCACUGCAACGGUGGUAAUCACAGUAACUGAUAUUAAUGAAGCAACCCCAACGUUUGGCGCAACGUCCUAUACUGUUUGCGUGACAGAUGGUUUAGUUGCAGGUACAAGAGUCACAACUUUCUCUGCCACUGAUGCAGACACAGCUGAUACCAUAACCUACUCGAUUCAUUCUGGAAACAAUAACACCGACCUCACAAUUUCGGCAGCAGAGCUAAAGGUCGCUUCAGGGAAAACCCUUGAUAAAAAUACAACAGACACCUAUUAUCUUGUCAUACAUGCUGUGGAUUCUGUCGGUACAGUAAGAACUGGCUCAGCUACAUACACAGUCAACGUCGAGACGUCAUGCAACAGUGAAGCAGCAGCUUUGACAAUGACAUUUAUUACACUUUUCCUGGCACUCAUAGCAUCUUUAAACUAAUUUUCUAAAGCUUUAUUCGAUUAAUCAACCGCCGACGGCUACAUAAUAGGCAAAUUAUGCCUCAGAAAUGAUUUUUAUUCCUGAAAAACUUUUUAUUUUAUUUAUCUUGUUACAGUUGUCAAAAAAGAACAUAUACAGUAACUAUCUUUUGCUGAUUUUGUUUUCUUGGCAAUGGGUGAAAUGUAAGUAUAUAAAU